AUGAAUGACUACUCUGUGUUCACUAGAGGUUUAGGGUCUGCCACUGUUAUAUUAGCUGUGUAUGUGGAUGAUAUCAUCCUUACUGGGACUGAUUUAGAAGAGAUCACUGCCCUCAAGUCUUUUCUUCAUGAUGCUUUCAAAAUAAAGGAUUUGGGACUGUUGCAUUAUUUUUUGGGGAUUGAGGUUCUCUAUUCUGAUCAUGGUGUAUUACUCCAUCAAAGGAAGUUCAUUCAUGACUUGUUGAGGGAUUUCAAUUGUUCUGACUAUAGUUCAGUGGUCUCUCCUUUAGAACUUUAUGAAAAUUUAAGGUGUUGUACUAGUGAUCUUUUGCCCAAACCUGAGGAGUAUUGGCAAUUGCUUAGCCAAUUCAUGCAGCAACCUUGUUUACCCCAUGUGAAGGUUGCUUUGCACUUGUUAAGGAAUUUGAAAGGCACUUCCACUUUUGGUUUGUUCAUCAGUUCUUCUCCUAAUCUUUAUUUGUCUGCAUAUUGUGAUAGUUAUUGGGGGGCUUGUCCUGACAGUCGUAGGUCAGUUUCUUAUUUUUCCAUCUUCUUAAGUGAUAGCCUUAUUAGGUGGAAAACCAAGAAGCAACCAGUUGAAUCCUUAUCCUCAAAUGAGGCUGAAUACAGAUCUAUGAGCAAAGCAGUAGCCGAAAUUACUUGGGUGGUUCAUUUGUUGGAUGAUUUUGGGGUUUCCACUGCUUCUCCUGUCCCUUUGUUUUGUGACAAUCAAGCUUCUCUCCACAUUGCAAAAAAUCUUGUUUUCCAUGAGCACACGAAGCAUAUUGAAUUGGAUUGUCACUUUGUUCGUGCCAAGUUAGCUGAGGGUCUCAUCGGUCUUUCACAUACUUCGAGUGCUACUCAACUUGAUGAUCUCGUUACCAAGGUUCUGUCUGGUGCUGAUCAUCACCUUCAUCUUCGCAAGUUGGGUGUUAGAGGAGAGAGAGAUUAUAUUUCACUUGUUGAUGAUGUUACAAAUGAGAAGGCAAUGGUCCCUACUUAUAGAAGAAUUUUCCCCUCAAUCUACAAUAUUCAACUUGUGCAAAUUGAUUUACAAUUUGCUACAACUAAGCUGCAGCUAGCAAGUGCAAAUUGUAUUUCUCACUUUAUGAACAAGUGGUACAAGUUGUGCAAAUUGAUUUACAAUUUGCUACAACUAAGCUGCAGCUAG
Molecule: messenger RNA, 1170 nt
Organism: Lycium barbarum (goji berry)
Lineage: Eukaryota; Viridiplantae; Streptophyta; Magnoliopsida; Solanales; Solanaceae
Exons: 3
Coding region: 1-1170 (389 amino acids)
Source: RefSeq, a predicted model, not a curated record